UAUAAAAUUCCCAAGGGCACUAUGGUUUUGGUCAAUAUCCAGUCUGCCCAUCAUGAUGAAUCCCAGUGGAAGUUCCCCAAUGAGUUCAACCCCUCCAACUUCCUGAAUGAAGAGGGAGAGUUUGUGAAGCCGGAAGCCUUUUUGGCAUUUUCAGCAGGGCCGAGAGUCUGCUUAGGGGAAAACCUGGCUCGGAUGGAGCUCUUCCUAUUCUUCACCAGCAUUCUCAGGAACUUCCAGUUAUUGUGGCCAGAUAAAUCCCAAGCUCCAGAUUUCACACCACACUUUGGGGUUACGCAAUCUUCAUCUCGCUUUAAGGUGUUGCUGAAAUAUCGCCAGCCAAGUGGGUAGAUCGAAGGGAGAAUCUGCAAGGCAACUGAU
Pseudonaja textilis is the source of this 378-nucleotide messenger RNA. NCBI's taxonomy places the organism in Eukaryota, Metazoa, Chordata, Lepidosauria, Squamata, Elapidae. The record is from RefSeq and is a predicted model, not a curated record.